Messenger RNA from Drosophila grimshawi, 4081 nucleotides. RefSeq lists its product as uncharacterized. The transcript has 9 exons. The record is from RefSeq and is a predicted model, not a curated record. Lineage: Eukaryota; Metazoa; Arthropoda; Insecta; Diptera; Drosophilidae. The coding region runs from base 48 to 3959 and encodes 1303 amino acids.
GUUUAAAAUAUUUGCCAAACCGUACGCACAUCUAAAAAUAUCGCGCAAUGGGUUCCCAUAAUUCAAAACAAAAAAAAAGUUAUACUGUCGAGCAGGCCGAAGCGCGUGCCCCAACAGCUUUUGUCCCACAAUCAACACCGGCACCGGCCCCGACACCUGUUGCCGAUCCAGCACCGAGUGUUUUCAACACGGAAAUGGUGCCCAAGUGGAUUAAUGAGUCGCAAUUUGUUGAAAUACUGAGAGAAAAUGUGCCGCAAUUCUCAAAGAUACAGAGCUUUAAUGUAAAGGCAGCCGUGGCUGCUGGCGAGAACUAUGCGACGCUCAUGCUGAGAGUGAGCAUCCAAGCAGAGCUAACUGACAAAACCGUCAAGCCCAUUUCUCUAAUGAUGAAAGUACCACACGAUAUACCAGGAAUGGAACAAAUGCUGGAAAUGAAGAAUUUCUUCGAUAUUGAAAAUGAGGCCUACUUAGAUAUGCUGCCCAAAUUAGAGAAGCUAUAUAAGUCCAAAGGCCUGGAUAUAACGUUUGCUCCACGCGCCUACAAAUUCAAGGAGAGCCUGAAAACGGAACCGAAACUGGCCAAUACGGUGCUCAUGUAUGAUCUGGGUCAGGAUGGUUAUAAGAAUGUGAAUCGUCGCGAAUGCCUCAAUGUUGAACAAACCAAAUUUGUGCUGCGCAAAAUGGCUCAGUAUCAUGCCGGUAGUGCCACCUAUAUGAGCAUUCAUGGACCAUUUAGUGAUUUGCUUUCUGAAGGUUGGAUAGUCGCGGGCGACGAAAAAGCUAAGGCUAUGGCUAAUGCAAUGUUUGCUCCUAUACAAAAAAUAUUCCUGGACAAUCUGAAUUGCUAUGAGAACUGCGAGCAAUAUCGUGAAAAGUUGGAAAAAUAUUUCGGCAAUAUGCUUGAAACUCUAUCUCAAAUAUCACAACCUGAUCCCAGUGAAUUUAAUGUGAUGGCGCAUGGUGAUUGUUGGGUCAAUAAUCUGCUUUUCAAAUUUGAUCCCAAUGGAAAGAUGAUUGACAUGAUCUUUGUGGACUUCCAAAAUCCCCGAUACGGUCAUCCAGCGUGCGAUUUGAACUAUUUCAUCAUGACAUCUGUGCACUUAGAUCACAAGCUCAAAUAUUUCGAUUACUUUGUAAAAUACUAUCAUGAUCAGCUGAUUGAGCAUCUCAAGCUGUUGGACUACAAGGAACGGAUGCCCAAGCUGAUGGAGCUACAAAUGCAAAUGUACAAAUAUGGCGCCCAUGCAUUCUUGGCCAGUUUUAUGGUGCUGCCUAUGGUCCUUCUGGAUCCUACGGAAUCGGCCACAUUUGAGAACUUUCUCGGUGCCGACGAUAGCGCGUUGAACUUUAAGAAACUUAUGUACACCAAUAAACGCUAUAAGCAAUACGUUGAACAAAUAUUGCCCUGGCUGGACAAUCGUGGACUGUUGGAGCCAUAUGAAACCAACACCCAACCAAUUAAAGCCACAACUGUAGCGUCCACCCCAACAGCAACAAAAGCUGACGUGGAUUCUAUAGUGCCUGACUGGGUUACCAGCGACUACUUUAAGGAUAAGCUCAAAGGUCAGAUAGCCGAUCUGAAGGAUAUUCAAGAUUUCCGUGUGAAAAAGGCCACAUCAGCUGGUGACAACUACUCCUCCUUAAUGCUCACUGUGGACAUUGAUUACCAGACCUUAAGCGGUAAAGUUGAAAGCACAUCCCUUAUGCUGAAAAUACCUCCCGGCACUGGACCAGGCAAAUCGAUACUCGACCUGAUGCUCACUUUCAAGAAAGAGAUUGCCAUGUAUAAGGAUGUUAUUCCAGAGCUGGAGCAACUGUAUGCGCAGGCUGGCCACCCAGUUGUCUUUGGUCCAAAGUACUACCAGAUCCCAAAUGAGCCCGACGAAGAUCGCAUAUUGCUUCAAAAUCUGCGUGUUGCCGGAUUUAAGAACGCUGAUCGCCUGCAAGGACUAAGUACAGAGGAAACAGAGUGUGUCCUGGCCAAGUUAGCACAAUUGCAUGCGGCAUCCGCACAGCUAUAUGUGACCAAAGGUCCCUAUGUGGAUUGCCUGGACAAGUCGGUGUACAAUGAGCGAACACGUCCAAUCUUCGAGAGCCCUAUAAAUGAGCGUUUCAAGCAAUCUUGCAUGGACGCUCUGAAAAAUAUAAAGGGCAGCGAAGACUACGCCCAUAAGGUGGAAAAGAUCAUAACUAACAUGUUUGAGUUGGAACAGAAGGCGGGCAUCUAUGAUCCUACUCAGUUUAAUGUCAUGAAUCAUGGCGAUUGCUGGACAAAUAAUGUGAUGUUCGCUUAUGGUCCAAAAGGUGAAAUUACGGACACGCUCUUUGUAGACUUUCAGCGCUCGCAUUUCAAUUCACCUGCUUGCGAUCUGUAUUAUCUGUUGUUGUCGUCGCCCAGUUUUGAUAUUAAAAUCGAGAAAUUCGAUUACUUUGUGCGCUACUACCAUACGGAACUAAAGCGCAAUCUGGAACUGCUCAAGUAUCCCCGUCACAUACCCAGCCUGAGGGAACUCCACAAUAUUCUGCUGGCGAAUCCGCUCCCGGCAGUAACUACGGUUGCACAGGUGAUGGCGGCUGUGCUGCUCGAUCCCACGGAUAAUGCGUCUAUGGACACCAUGAUGGGCGACUCUGAAGAGUCCAAAGAGUUUAUGUACAAGUUCUACAACGGCGACAGAUAUCGCAAACAUGUCGAGGUCCUCUAUCCAUGGCUGAAUCAUAAAGGACUGCUCGACAUUGUCGAUGUCACCGAAAAGUGCUCAGAUGACUUGAAAUUGGAUUGGUUAAACUUUCAAGAUUUCAGUGAAAUUAUUGCUGCCAAAGAGCCUCAAUUUGAAAAGAUUCUUGGCGGAACUUUGGCCCUUGCUACCAAGCCUGGUGAUAAUUAUGCUUCCAAGAUAAUCCAAGUAGAAAUUAAAGCGCAGCUAAAAGAUCAAUCUACAAAGACCUAUUCCUACAUACUGAAAGUACAGAUCAACGAUGAAAUAGAUGAAAACUCCGCAUUUAAUAUGUUUCCCAGGGAGUUGGAAGUGUAUGGAAAGUAUUUGCCAGCAUUUGAACUGCUCUACGAAAAGGCUGGAUUAUCGGUCACCUUCAGUCCCAGGAGCUACAGAUUUAACAAAACAAUUGCAGCCGACUAUUUGUUAAUGGAUAAUUUGCAGUCGGAUGGCUUUAAGAUGAUGGAUCGAACGAAUUGUCUGGAUCUGGAGCAUACCAAAAGUGUGCUCAAAAAACUGGCCCAAUGGCAUGCAGCUUCACUUAGGUAUAAGGAACUGAACGGACCCUAUCCGGUCACAUAUAAUGAUGGCAACAUUAACGACAGAACACGCGACAUCUUCAUUUCCAUAUUUGAGCCCAACAAUAGAGCUUUCGAGAGGGUCGUUGAUGAAUACAAUGGGGUGGAGGAAUAUCGUCAUAAAUUGGAUGCCAUAUUAGAGAAUUUUGUGGACAUCAUCAUAGAAGAUGGUCGGGUUGAUGAGCAGGAAUUCAAUGUGCUAAAUCAUGGUGACUUAUGGACGAACAACGUGAUGUUUCAGCAUAAUGAGCGGGGUCAAUUGCAAGAGACCUAUCUACUGGAUCAUCAGUGCCCCAAAUAUGGCAGUCCUGCAUUGGAUCUAUUGUUUUUCCUGAUGAGUUCGACACAAUUGGAUAUUAAAAUGGAUAAAUUCGAUUAUCUGAUCAGAUGGUAUCAUGAGAAUCUGAUAGAACAUGCCAAGCUAUUGAAAUGCACUGGCUUCUUACCUAACUUAAAGGCACUGCAUAUUAUUUUGCUCAAGCAUCCCAUACUUGCUGCAGGAACUGUUAUAGGCACAUUGUCGCUUUUCUUAGAGGAGCCCACAGAGGAUCCAUUUGCGUCGGAUGAUGCAAUUUUAGAGCAUCGAUUUAGGAAUAAGCUGUACAAGGCGCAGUUUGAGCGCCUUAUGCCCUGGCUUAAUAAACGUGGACUGUUGGAUAUUGCAUAAGCAAUUACAGCUUGAUCUGCAUUUAACAUGUAAUUUAUUGCCUUUGGUUCAAACAAGCAUAUAUAAACUCUGGAAUUAACAACUAAUCUCAAAUACAUAUAAUAAAAUAUUUAAUUAUACAA